UCCUUCGGAAUCGUUCUACACCAGGAAGGGCUAUCGCUUCAUGGGGCCAGUACUAGGCGCAGUCCCAAUCCCAAGGGUCAUUUCUUUCGCUUGUGGACACCCGGGUUCCAGCUGGGAGCGCUGAUCCCUUCUAUGACGACCUCUCUCCUGGUCUUCACCACCCCUGGAGCUAGUCACAAACACGCUGUCCCCGUGGAGGGAGUCUAGGAGGAGAAGAUGAACAGUUCCCUGGAUUACCUAGCCUACCCUGUCAUCGUCUCAAACCAUCGACAGACCACAGCCUUCAGAAAGAAGUUGGACUUUGGCCACUACAUAUUUCACAAAAAUAGGAUACAGAUAGUGAAGCCCACCGUAGAUACCAAGCCUCCGGCAGCACACACAAACCACAUUCUGAAACUGAGCAAGAUGCAGUGUGAGCAAAAGAAAAUCGACAAAAUUGAAUAUGAAAACAAGCAACUGUGUCAGAAAAUCGCCAAUGCUCAUCGCGGGCCUGCGCAGGUGGAUUGUUGGAAUGAGUAUUUUUCCAAAAGCUUAAACAGAGAAACAAGGAACCGGGAGUUAGUGAGAAUCACUAUGGAAAACCAGGGUAUUCUGAAGAGGCUUGGUGAUCGAAAACCCCACUACGACCGAAAGUCUGCUGAGCUAGAUUGGCAGAACUCAAGACGCUACAUCCGAAAUACAACAACGUAUCUUCUCGCCCAAGAUGAAUAGAUUACUCACCGUGGGAAAAGUUUCCAAGAGAAGUAAUAGACUUUCUUAACUGCUUAGAAUUUCAAGAUAUUCCUGGGUGGUUUUGAUGUUCAUUCUUAGGAUACAACAAUAAAUCUUGC
Sorex fumeus (smoky shrew) is the source of this 830-nucleotide messenger RNA. RefSeq names its product CFAP97 domain containing 1 (gene CFAP97D1). Lineage: Eukaryota; Metazoa; Chordata; Mammalia; Eulipotyphla; Soricidae. Bases 217 to 711 code for a protein of 164 amino acids. The transcript has 7 exons. The record is from RefSeq and is a predicted model, not a curated record. Gene Ontology annotation, biological process: sperm axoneme assembly.